This is a messenger RNA of Pseudomyrmex gracilis, 462 nucleotides long. Its product is annotated as probable chitinase 3. Bases 82 to 312 code for a protein of 76 amino acids. Gene Ontology annotation, cellular component: extracellular region. NCBI's taxonomy places the organism in Eukaryota, Metazoa, Arthropoda, Insecta, Hymenoptera, Formicidae. The record is from RefSeq and is a predicted model, not a curated record. The transcript is spliced from 2 exons. Gene Ontology annotation, molecular function: chitin binding.
UCGAUUUCUUCUUCGCGAUGCAAACGCAAAAUUGAGUUGAAUUGAAUCGAACGACGAUCGAACAACGAUCACACGAACGAGAUGAAGUCUUCCAUAAUUUUACUGUGUCUGGUGAUGUGUUCAGUGCCGCUUGUAAUGACACAAGUACAAGCACAUGUAUUGCCCUAUCCGGGCGACUGCACCAAGUAUCAACAAUGCGAUAACAGCGGCUGCUUUGUCAUGUCCUGCGGCAUAGGAACGGAAUUCAAUCCGGCUAUAGGUACCUGCGACUAUCCACUGAGAGAUCGUUCGGGUUGCAAUAAUCGCGGAUGAGAGAUUUCACCCGCAACUUCAGCUAGCGGCGCUUGCGAAGAUACGGGAAAUCCAUUUUGUCCGAUUACCUCCGCUUCUGUUUCGGACGUGUGGAUUUUAACUUUGUUUUCACAUUGUGUUCAAAAUAAAAUUAUGAUAUUGCUUUAAAAA